GAUCUUCUUGGGCUGGUGUAUUGGGGAAACGUGAGGGUCUUAGUUUCCCUGCAGACGUGUAUCUAGAGGGUACAGAUCAGCAUCGUGGAUGGUUCCAGAGUUCUUUGUUAACAAGCAUCGCAACACAAGGAAAAGCUCCAUAUUCUGCUGUUAUAACACAUGGAUUUGUAUUGGAUGAGAAGGGUAUGAAAAUGAGCAAGUCUCUAGGUAAUGUAGUGGACCCACGUUUGGUCAUUGAAGGAGGGAAAAAUUCAAAGGACGCACCUGCUUAUGGAGCUGAUGUUAUGCGUCUUUGGGUUUCUAGUGUAGAUUACACAGGGGAUGUACUGAUAGGUCCUCAGAUUCUUCGGCAAAUGUCUGAUAUAUAUAGGAAGUUGAGGGGAACGUUAAGAUAUCUCUUGGGCAAUCUUCAUGAUUGGAGAGUUGAUAAUGAUGUUCCAUACGAGGAUUUACCUAUCAUUGAUCAGCAUGCUCUCUUUCAGCUUGAGAAUGUUGUAAAGAACAUACACGAAUGUUACGAGAACUACCAGUUCUUUAAAAUAUUCCAGAUCAUACAACGAUUCACAAUUGUUGAUCUGUCAAAUUUCUACUUCGAUAUUGCUAAAGAUAGACUGUAUACUGGGGGCACUUCAAGUUUUACCCGAAGAAGCUGUCAAACAGUUCUUUCAACACAUCUUUUAUCCAUAUUGAGAGUGAUUGCUCCGAUAGUACCUCACCUAGCAGAAGAUGUCUGGCAGAAUCUUCCAUUUGAGUACAGAAAUGAAGAUGGCUCUGCAGCAAAAUUCGUCUUCGAACUUAAAUGGCCUACAGUGAACGAACAAUGGCUCUCAUUUCCUGCUGAAGAUGUUCUCUUCUGGCAAAGGCUUCUCGGGUUGAGGACCGAGGUGAACAAAGUGCUGGAGCUCGCACGUAAUGAUAAAAUGAUUGGUUCCAGUUUAGAAGCAAAGGUGUAUCUGUACACUGCAGAUGCAGGAAUGGCUACAAAAUUACUAGAGAUGAGUGAAGCAAAGAACGAGGCUGACACUCUGCAACGCAUAUUCAUAACAUCACAAGUUGAAGUAUUGCCUUCAAUGGAGAAGGAGAUGGUAAGCAGUGUGCAACACACAGGAGAGUAUGUAGAGGGAGAUAAGAAAGUGUGGAUUGGUGUGUCACGAGCUGAGGGGUCCAAGUGUGAGAGGUGCUGGAAUUACUCGGGCCAGGUCGGGUCAUUUUCCAACCAUCCUACUCUCUGUGGACGCUGCUUCAAUGUCAUUGUUGCUAAUCCGCCUGAGCCAGCAGUUGCAGCCUUGAUCAGCUCAGCCUGAAAUUUGCUCGCUCUAUACUGUAACAGUCCUUUGUCCAUUGCACAGUUUUCACAUUCUCUGAUUCAUUUUUGUUUCAGUAAACUCUAUAAACCUAAAUUUUGAUAUGUUCCCUUCCACCAAGAGCUUUUAAAAAUCAAACCAGAAACGUUCAGGGUUCAAUUUUAAAAAUUUGCAGUGUAAGAAAUCCGCCCCCACGCUACUAUAUCUAUUCUGUUUUGUAUUGUCU
This is a messenger RNA of Arabidopsis lyrata subsp. lyrata, 1530 nucleotides long. Its product is annotated as isoleucine--tRNA ligase, chloroplastic/mitochondrial-like. Gene Ontology annotation, biological process: isoleucyl-tRNA aminoacylation. Gene Ontology annotation, molecular function: ATP binding; isoleucine-tRNA ligase activity; tRNA binding. Gene Ontology annotation, cellular component: cytosol. Bases 186 to 1304 code for a protein of 372 amino acids. NCBI's taxonomy places the organism in Eukaryota, Viridiplantae, Streptophyta, Magnoliopsida, Brassicales, Brassicaceae. The transcript has 8 exons. The record is from RefSeq and is a predicted model, not a curated record.